Messenger RNA from Pristis pectinata (smalltooth sawfish), 2400 nucleotides. Its product is annotated as myelin-associated glycoprotein-like. The record is from RefSeq and is a predicted model, not a curated record. The transcript has 11 exons. NCBI's taxonomy places the organism in Eukaryota, Metazoa, Chordata, Chondrichthyes, Rhinopristiformes, Pristidae. Bases 52 to 2301 code for a protein of 749 amino acids.
CCUGUUAAAGAUCCGAGGGGCGGGAAGCGGACAGAAGACCUGGAUCCGACGAUGAUCCGGAAAUCGUGCUUCCUCUUGGCACUUCUCCAAGCUGUGGUGUCGGACGAGUGGGGAGCCAACACUCCACGCGACGUGUGGGCGCAGAUGGGUCUGUGUGCCCGGAUCCCGUGCCGCUACACCUAUCCAUCACAUCUGGCCAAUGAACCACGGACUGGAAUCUGGUAUAACAGUGAAAAAAUGGAUGACCGUCAUAUAGCCUUUCACUCCCUUCAUCACAGUCAGGUGUCAACAAGGUUUCACGGUCGAACCCGGCUGACUGGGGAUCUGAAAAGCGGUGACUGUUCCCUGGUUAUAGACAACAUCUCGCAGCAAGACGAAGGUCCUCACUUUUUCAGGGUUGAAUUCGACAACAAGAAUUGUUACAACUACUUCCCUGUGACAUGGCUCCAUGUUUCUGAAUUCACAGAUAAACCCUCGAUAUUCCCUGCUGAAAUGGUUGCAGGAAAGCCUGUGAAAAUACGCUGCUCCUUCAACACCAUAUGUAAUGGAACGGCGCCCACCUUCACCUGGGUCAUCCCCACUGAUGUACCACGGUCAGGGUCAAGCAGCGUAACUCAGCGGGGAGACACUCUGACAUAUACUUCUGUUCUGACCCUGACCCCAAAGCUCAACCAUCACGGGCAAACUCUCACCUGCAGAGUCAGAUACCCAUCUGUUUCAUCGGCGGAGACCGUCACACUGACUGUGCGAUACGCCCCACAGAAUCUCUUGAUCGCUUCUCCCGACAAGGUGAACAAUUCCUGGGUCAGUGUAAGGGAAGGGAAUUCUGCAGCGAUCCUCUGCUCCGUCCAGAGCUUCCCAGCGUCCAUCCUGACGUGGAGACAUCUUGGUGACACACUGAACACAACAAGUUCCACCAACAAGCUGUGGUUGGAGGUUCCUCGGGUGACAUCCCAGCUCGCCGGAGUCUAUCAGUGUGUGGCGGAGAAUGGACACGGGAGAGUGGAGAGGAACAUAACCCUCAGUGUGGAAUACGCCCCACGGAAUCUCUCGAUCGCUUCUGCCGACAAGGUGAACAAUUCCUGGGUCAGUGUAAGGGAAAGGAAUUCUGCAGCGAUCCUCUGCUCCGUCCAGAGCUUCCCAGCGUCCAUCCUGACGUGGAGACAUCUCGGUGUCACACUGAACACAACAAGUUCCAGCAACGAGCUGUGGUUGGAGGUUCCUCGGGUGACAUCCCAGCUCGCCGGAGUCUAUCAGUGUGUGGCGGAGAAUGAACACGGGAGAGCGGAGAGGACCAUAACCCUCACCGUGGAACACGCCCCACGGAAUCUUUCCAUCACUUCUCCCGACAUGGUGGAUAAUUCCUGGGUCAGUGUAAAGGAAGGGGAUUCUACAAUGAUCCUCUGCUCCGUCCAGAGUUUCCCAGCGUCCAACCUGACUUGGAGACAUCUCGGUGUCACACUGAACGCAACAAGUUCCAGCAACGAGCUGUGGUUGGAGGUUCCUCGGGUGACGCCCCAGCUCUCCGGAGUCCAUCAGUGUGUGGCGGAGAAUGGACACGGGAGAGCAGAGAGGAACGUAACCAUCACUGUGGAACAUAAGCCGGUCAUAUCUCCGGAGUCCGGCUGCACUCGGACGUCCCAGGACAUCACCUGUGUCUGCGCGGCCAGAUCCAACCCACCCGGAGAGCUCACCUGGCACCUGCCCGUCGCCAACCUCAGCCGGAACCAGACGCACGGCCGUUUCCAGGCGUGGCAGGUGGUGGACGGGCAACUGGUGACUGGCUCACUGACCCUGAGAGGGGGCGAGGGAGAGGAGGAAGCGACGGCCUCUUGUACAGUCCGAAACCGGCACGGGGAGGUCACGUUCAAGGUGUAUCUGUGGGUGAGAGGUGGGGGCUUCAGUGUUUGGAUGGCAGUGUCCUUCAGCAUUGGCGUCACUCUUGCCAUUGAAGUGGCCGGAUUCUUCGUCUACAAGUACAUCCGAAAGAGAGAGACGGUGACCAAGGAGAGGGGCUCGGAGAUGCGGGACGCCACAGGAAGCUGCAGGGCACGUUCGGCCGCCCGUCAGGACACGGAAAGCCGGGGGAAGACGCCCCCGGGAGUUGGAGCAGGACAGGACGACGGAGAAGGAGAGGAGCAGUGCCCCGUGUACGCCAACCUGCGGGAGCUGAGCGGCGGGGGCGCUGUCCACGGGGGAGAGACGGUCGAAUACACAGAGCUCCACUUUCACCAAAGGGGGGAGGGCGGGACAGAGAGUUCUCUAGGGAUCCCCCCCUCCUCGAACUCUGACAGCCAAUGAACCGCAGUCUCUAUUGUGGAAGGAAGUGUUGCAGCUAACUGGUACACAGAAAGAUCCCACAGACCCAGAUUAUCGGGUUCUGUCAUAUUAAUUGACAGG